UGGUAUUAACCAAAUAUGUUUAUUUUCUAUUUCUUCUAUUCUCUCUUUAACAGUUUCAAUACAAGCGAAACUAUUCUAUCAACCACAGCAGCCCCGCUCGUACCGCCGGUAAUAGCUGAGUCAAUGCAACAAGCACAGAAACAACAGGAACAGAAUAUUUCUCCUUAUGACGAGCAAUCAAAACCGUAUGCUGCAGAACAGCCUAUACUUUACGUAACACCAGCGACAAACAAUCCACAGCAAGACAUAAGAGGCAAUUAUGAAAAUAAUAUGGAACCGAGUCCACCAUCACAAGCAACAGACACUUCAAAACACACAUCUGAUGAAAAUCCAGUGUUGCCAAUUGAUAUUGUGAAAGAGCAAUCAGAUGUAUAUGGUAUGCCGGCGGAACCCUCUCCAACAUUACAGGAUGAUGUAUCAACCGGACGUGCGGUCGACUACAAUCGUCCAUCUUACAAUUUUAAUCAGCUUAUCACGCCUUUAAUUAAAAGUCCACCACCGAUACCGGCGCCAACAUUACGCGAGCGACCAGUUACUACUUCUAAUAUUGGGAAAAUAAUCUAUCCGCAGACGUUUAAUCAACGAAGACCGCCAAAUAUAGCAGAAAUUAAUAAACUUAGUGGCAAAGCACCAUUUAGUGAUCGCUUCACUCCAGGUGAAGCCGUCGCUGCCGGACAAUUUACACGCCAUCACAACCAUAACCAUAACCAUAACCACAACCACGCCCAUCCACCUAGUAACGGCAAUACUAAAGUAGCAGCCGCAUCACAAAUCGUGCAACAAACAUAUAAACCACCAGAAAAUAUAUACUCCUUCCCGCCAAACAUAAACUCUCACUACAAAUCACCUUAUAAGGAUCCCAAUGCGGCCUUGCCAUCCAGCAAUGUGAACAGCUAUGCUGCCACACCAUCCGGUCCGGUUCAAACGAAUAGCAAUUAUAAAUUAGUAGCUGCAGCUAGCAAUAACGACGCCGGCUACAAAUACCCGGGACCAACUAAUCCAGAAAACUUGCCGGCAGCAGGUGGAGGCAAUGAUGCUGCGAAAAUACCUAUGCCCGCUGGCAAUGACGAUCAGAAGAAUAUGAAUGGCGCUGUUGGUGGUGAUGGGGAUGCUGAUAAUGGUUCGGAUGAUAUAAUCGGUGUACUGCCCGCCAGCGCCAUGGACGGCGAUGCUGGGAAGAAUGCAGGUGGUAAUGAUGCUGGUGCAGAUGAUAGUAAUACCGGUGAUGACGCAGGUGCAAUGGCUGGGGAUCAUGAUCACGAUCAUCCACCGCCUGUUGAUGAUACCGAGUACCCAACACCACCACCUGGCUGGAUGGAGGAACAACCCGAUGUAGCGCCAGCUCAACCCUUUAUACAUGACACCUAUCACGAUAUACACAGCGAUCAUUCUUACGGUUUUCAUGAUCAUUUCCCUGCAUAUCCACAAUAUUUCCAUCAUUAUCCCGAAAUCAUUUACGACGAUCAUCACCAUCACGAUCAUCACACAUACCCGCCACCAACGUUGCCGCCGGUCACUACAGAGAUGCCACCACCCGAGCCGCCACCGGAACCGCGUGUCAAGAAGUACAGUUACUUCUAUAUCGGCCGCAAAUUGUGGUACAUACCACUCUACUUCACCGUCUGGUUCAGUUUUUACGUGCUGUGGCUUAUCCUCAAAUCGAUUGCGCGACACAAGGUCAAUUUACCAAAUCAUUACGUCAGCAAACGUAGUCUACCCGACUUCGUCGUGACAGAGAUGCGAGCGAAUGAGUACAUUAAUGACCUAACCGUAUCUGUUUUGGAGAAAAUUGAAAAUUUUCAACACAAAUAUCUUACAUGACUGAAAGUAUUUCGAAAUCGGCAUUAAUCAUUUACAGGAAAAUCUUAUUUGUUUAU
Messenger RNA from Ceratitis capitata (Mediterranean fruit fly), 1877 nucleotides. RefSeq lists its product as uncharacterized. The record is from RefSeq and is a predicted model, not a curated record. NCBI's taxonomy places the organism in Eukaryota, Metazoa, Arthropoda, Insecta, Diptera, Tephritidae. The coding region runs from base 16 to 1821 and encodes 601 amino acids. The transcript has 4 exons.